Molecule: messenger RNA, 2319 nt
Organism: Ectocarpus sp. CCAP 1310/34
Lineage: Eukaryota; Phaeophyceae; Ectocarpales; Ectocarpaceae
Source: the annotation of a GenBank genome assembly
CUUCCUCGUGUCGACCGUCCGUCGUGAUGGCAGACAUGAAUGCGAUCGUGGCUCUCCAGAAGGCGGAGCGCCUAGUGGCUACCAUUGCACGGGCCUUCUACACCGACAUCACCGUCCUCGUUGUCGACACUCUUAUCAGAGAAAAGUACAUCAAGGACAAGGAUGAGGACCUCGGCAGUCGGCUCAACCUGCAGCCCAAGCAGGUCCGCUCCGCCCUCGCCGAGCUUCUCGCCGAGGGCUUCGCCGCAAAGGAAAUGAUGUCGGACGAGAUCUACUCGGGUCGGAGCAGCAACUACUGGUACAUCGACCUGAGGCACGCCGUGAACGUGAUCCUCCUUCGCGUGUUCCAGAUGAAGGAGAUCCUCAGCCAGCGGCAGGAAGCGAAGGCCGCCCAUCAGGCACUUCCCACGUACGUGUGCCCGAGGUGCCACGAGAAGUUCGAGGUGAUGGACAUCUACAAGCUCUCCAACGGCGACAGGUCGUUCUGCUGCAGCCACUGCUGCCCCAACGACGACCACAGCGGGUGCAAGAAGGGCAGCGGCUACACCCUGGAGGACUUUAACGACAAGAAGGGGCUCGACUCGGUGACCGCGCUGAUAGGCCAGCUCAACGAGCAGCUGGGGGAAUCGACCGAUCCAGCCGUACCACGAGAGAGCAUCUUCGAGCUCGUGCACUCCCUACGAGAUACUGUGGUGCCGAGCAACCUGCCGAGCCAGCUGAGGCAGAGGGGGAUGGGGGGGCAGCAGCGGGGGGACGUGUCUAGCGCGCAUGCGAGGUUUCAGGACGACUUCCACCACCGAGGGAGGGCGGCGGACAAGGCGGCGGCGGAGCGGGGUGCGGCGGGCGGCCGUGCUUCUUCCAGGCCUGUCCAGGUGCUUUACACGAAGAACUGGCGAGGGGAAGAGGUGGUGGUAGAAAUAGAGCAGAGUGAAGACGAGGACGACGGGGACGAAGACUGGGACGCCGAAGGCGGAGAAGAAGAGGACGGAAACGGAGCCGGAGCCGGAGGAGGCUUGCUGUUGCCGUCCCGAGCGGCGCUCAAGCGCAAGGCCGCGGACGCGGCCGCAAAGGAGGAGGAGGCCGCCAAGCGCGCCAAGAAGGCCCUCCCGACCUUUCUCAAGGGGAGCGCCAUUUCCGGCAACUACAACAACACGGCCGAUAGCGAGGAUGACGAUUCCGAGUCUUCCAAGGACGACGCUAAGGCUGAGGCGGCGGCGGCGGCGCAGCAUCACGCGCGACGGCUCGGGGUGGCGGCGGUGACCAGCGUGGCGGAGCGGGACGAGAUGAAGAAGAGGCUAAGGCCGUGGACGGAGAGGAUGAAGCAGGUCUGGCGACGGCAGCAGUCGGAAAUGAGGCGGGAGGAGCAAGAGGCCGCUGCCGCCGCCGCCGGCGUCAACGGGGACGAUGCUUGGUGGGAAAGCGACGAUGAAGAUGGUCCUGCGAAAAACGGCGGCGGUGGAAGGAAAGGGGCCCCGCAGGCGAGAACAUCAGCCAGACUGCUAGGACUAUCGGCGGGGGUUGGAGCGGGACAGAGAUUCAGGGUCGGCGUCCGUUUCGUUCCGAUAGAGGCGCUCACGGAAGAGGACAUUGCGAAGAUGUCGGCCGAAGACUACACGAGAUUUUACAACGUGGUGGUGGGCGAAGGGGGUUGUUGAAUGCAAACUCAGGGAGAGCCACGUCUAGUUUCGAUUUUUGUUAAAACUUGCGUGCAUAUUUUUUGGUGUUGUUUUACGAGAUUGGUUUGGGUUGUGUGUGGUGUGAGCGGCGACACCGUCGCAGUCGUUCUUUUGUGUGAUUUUGUCCGGCUAAUGCCCCUUUCGAGGACUUGGCCGAGCUCAUGUGUCCCCGUGCUUUUUGUGUGCCAAAGGAAAUUUGUGGUAUUCUUUGUCGAUACAGCGUGGUAGUAGUGUAGAUGAAAGCCAGGACGAGGAACGCGCAUGUUGCCGCCGAAGGCCGAAUGCCGUCCUCAGCUGCCUCGACUUCAGCGUGGAUAGAUAGGUAUUCUGUUUUGGCAUCUGUAACCUCGUGCUCUCGCCCACUUGGAGUGGCGGCGAGGGUACCGAUGCCAAGGUGUGUUCGCCGUAAACGUGACUUGUAGACUAGUGUGGUCUGGCGUGUUGUGGAACUGAGUAACAACCUGGACAACUCUGUUUCACCAAAAUGCAGAGACACAAUGACGCAGUCGCCCUGCGUUAGUCCUUUAUGACGAGACUGCGCCUUGCGAGCCGUUUUACACUUUUACACAAGGGUUCAUGCGCGCGCACGCUUACCGAAAACGAACAUCAUGGUACAAGCUCUCCUAGAGAGAGAAAAGGUGCC